Molecule: messenger RNA, 4253 nt
Organism: Lindgomyces ingoldianus
Lineage: Eukaryota; Fungi; Ascomycota; Dothideomycetes; Pleosporales; Lindgomycetaceae
Exons: 1
Coding region: 429-4142 (1237 amino acids)
Cellular component (GO): cytoplasm
Molecular function (GO): ATPase inhibitor activity; protein-folding chaperone binding
Source: RefSeq, a predicted model, not a curated record
CCGGAGGUCCCUUCACCGCUCUUGUAUUACUUAGCACUUAGCUAGCUUCACUUUCUCCACGCCUCAACAUUCGGUCCGCACCCGCUCGCCCUCUACCCACGCGACACAGCUUCAAUUCACUCUCCAGCCAGCGUCCACGGCCUGCGCUGUCCGACCACGCCGCUCUCCGCCGCAUCUGUCUUGUGACGACACCACCGCCAGUCAGCCGCCCUCACCCAAGGGCAUCCUCUGAGUUCACGGAGCCCGCGUUGCUACUGCUCAGCAUCGCCGUCCGCAGCUGCUGCCGCCUAGCACGACCCUCAGCCGCCGUCUGCCAUGGGCUGUCCACGCCCGGCUCUUCACUCCGUCCGAGUCCACCAGCCGUACUACUACGGCUCCUUCAAUACCUGCUAAGAGAGCUUCAUGGAGGGCUGCUCCCCGGUGCAGACAUGCUGGGCCAGUUCUUUAGCAACCGCAAAGGUGUUGGAGCGCCACACCCGUCACCAAGCACUACGCUCGACUCUGCCACCGAAGAGUCUCAUACACGACACCUGCUCUAUCCCGAAACGAACACCCUCUAUCACCACGAAAGCCAACCGUACCCGCUGCACGGAGCGUCCCUCACCUUAGGGAGCGGCUAUGACGGUCCGCAGCCGGAGAUCGAUCUGGAGUUCCCGCGAGACUGCAGAAUCAUAAUAGCCCAAGAUGAAUCUGGUCCCAUGCCCCGGACUAUCCUAUUCGAUUCGAAGCCCAGUCCGCCGCGCACUGAAUCGCCCACCCAGCCAAAUGCGAGGGCGAGAGUGUUUGGUGCUGCUGGGGGUGUCAACACCGCUGGCCCAACAUUCGGCGGCUUGCAUGCCCGCAGGUCCUCGCUCGUGACAGAGUCGACGGCACCUCGGUCACCCACUGUGGGCGCCUUCACACGUGCUCGGAUACGCGGCAACUCCAUCUCCUCGAUGCCUAAUAUUGACGAGCACUCCCAGGCACAAGCACAUGCCCAAGCUCGAGCGAAAGAGUCUAUGGAUGUAGUGAACAUUUGCUUAGACUGCAUGUUUGGGAAUACGCCACUGAACUACCGGGGCAAUUCUAAUAAGCUUCAUAUUGUACCGCUUGAUUCUAGACCUGCCGAUCCCCCCCCGCUUACCCCAAAUUUGCACGAUGCUACGGUUUCUCUGGGAAGAUCUGAAGGGUUUCGGAGGAGAAGUCACUUGGCCAAAUCCUUCACACCAUCGAAUCUGCCUCCAGAGCUUCCCAGACCAGCCCUAGAAUCCACCGAGACUGCAUCGAAGGAACCUCGGAGGCGCACCAUAUUCAUUACCCGCAUGUUUUCUGUCACUCUCCCAGAGGACGAUCAGGACUCGUCUAAUUCUCGUACCCCAACGCCCCAGAGCUCGCUGGGAAAGGCCAAUGGAUUCCCUUUCCCUCGAACCGGAGGGAAGCCCGUGACCCAGAAACUCCCUCAGCCCCCUCAGGUGCGGAAAACACCCAUGUACGCCAUCACUAUCAUCCUCCAUCUUCCGGUGGCUUCGUCACCCUCGACCAUGCGUCCUCCCUCUCGACCUGGCCCUGUGAAAGGAGGGAGUCACGCAUCUACUUCUAAUCCUGGUCAUGACUCUCUUGGAUCUUCUUUGGAUUCGGACCGUCGUGCGGGAUGGGCGAUCAUUGACUCUAAUUUCGGCGUUGAGUCACUUCUGUCCACGUCGUUGAACAGCGAUGUCGAUGACCGUGUGGAUGUUAUUGGUCAGCAUUGGGAUGUCAUCACACGCACUCUCACUAGCCUCCAAUAUGUCGUCCAGGAGCGGAUCCUUGCCCACUUCAAGAUGGCGGAAACAACUUCACCACCAGUCCUCCAACAGCCUCGCAUUCAGCCACCUCGGUCAACCAGCAGAGAUGCUCCUCUUCAGCCGCCUCGUCGAGCCUUGAGGUUGCAGCCUAACGCCCUUGCACUUGACCCAGAUAUUAGGAAGGCAGUGGAACGAGCAGGGAACCGCGUUGUGAGCGGGAUGAGAAUUCCUCGGGUACUGACGGGUCAAGGGAAAUGGGGCGUGUGGCGCGAAGAAGCAAGAUGGCUUGGCAGAUGGGCGGGGCGACGGGAGGAGAAUUUCUUCUUCUUUAACCUGCUGACUGCAUUCCUUGGAAAUCAUACGGAAUGGCUUAACCACCUAGGACCGAAAUGGCACAAAAAACGCCACCGAGAGCAGCAGAAGUCGAGUGCUGGUGAGAACCUUACCAUCUCGAAUCGGACGGUGAUUGUUUCCCCAGACAAGAUGGCCGCCCGAAGGCUAAUAUUCCUUCUUGCUGCAUUUUUACCGUCGAACUCCUCAACCUUGUAUGAUGGGGCUUCUCCCAUGCGGCCAAGCACAUCCGCGUCGCUCCGUGCGUAUUCACAGUCGCCUCCAACGAAUAUGCCUCCAUCAAGAAAGCAUUCCUUGCGCCGCCAAAUCAAUCGCCGGCCGCGAGGUAAGCAAAGCUUGACUAAUAUGCGGCUACAGCCACCUGCGUUGAACGGAACAAGUCUUUCAACUCUAGAAUCUGCGAACGGCAGAUCUGAUUCAAGUGUGGCCGAAUUCCCAGAGGCACCCCGACACUCUCGUCGGUCAUCAGCUCACUCCAUACGUACCAGCUUGGUGAUUCCAUCCAUGUCCGAUAGUGCUACCACAACGAAGAGCAGUACUGCUACCAUCUCGAAUACUGAUCCACAAGACACGGUACCCGUUGCGCACUUCACAGUCCCUCGUACGAAGUCAUUUGGGCCGUCUCCCGAAUAUAGACCUGAAAGCAGCGAAAGCCUUGCCUCCGCUAACUUGAUUCAUACUCUACAACGAAGUGGCACAGGGUAUACUAGUAGCCCUAGCACCGACUCUGGGAAUACGAGUCGAUGGGGAAGCUUCAUGAGCUUCUGGAGUGGUGGGCGGCGUGAAUCAACUACUGAUCAGAGCGACAUUCUUCAGACCACAGAUGAUGGCCUCGGAACCGGCAGCAUGGGGUAUCGGCCAUCUGAGCACCCUCGCUCACAGCUCGAGCAGAUGGUCCAAGAGCUCUCAAUGGAGCAAGAACUCUUCGGAGAUGGUGCUGAUGUUUACGAUCCUUCCAUUAUGAGCAACAUCAUGACCGCCGAAAGCUCCCCUGAGACGCAUCCAAUCGGUGGAUCCAGCGGUGUCACUCCCUCCGCAGCUCGGCCGAUUCCUGAGCGACCCCGGCAGUUUGACUCGGCCCUGAAAUUAUCAGUGAACGAGAAGGAUGGGGUGAUCGAUGUUGACAUACCCCUUCCUGAUUUUGGCUCUCCGUUACAAUCACCACUCUUGGGUGGCUAUCCAUCAGCAUCUAGCCAACACGGUUCCAGCUUCGGUGAAUCGUCAGUUUUCUCUAUUCCCUACUGCGAGCCUGAUCAACCUGUCAAUGCUGCCGGAUGGCUGAAGCAAUUUCAUCCUGACUUUGCGGUUCAAGCCAUAAAGCCGUAUGCCGACCUGGACCGUGACAUCAAGAGAGCUAUGAGUGCUGAGCCGACACCAAUCUCAUCAACUGCAACCUCAACUUUUGAACAAGGUCCGCUUGAGCGCUGGGUUGAUGUGUGCUCAGCUUUGGUAGCAGAUACUCGGAGCUUCAGCAUUAAACGCAUUCGGUUACGUAGACUUGUGAAGAUGAUUCCCACACCAACGUUCCAACAACCAGCAUUGACUCCUGGCUUAUCUGGGAUUCCAGGUCGCUCACAGUAUGGCAAUCCGUACAGUGCGCCCGGGACUAUUAGUGCUCCAACCAUGACUGAGCUUCAUCUGAAGGAGGAAUUCAUUGAAGAACCAAUCAUGGACUUUGAUGCAACUUUGACCGACGCAGUCGAUCGCGUGCUCGCACAAUCUGGGCAAGCCUCCCGUGUUGAGUCGGCUAGCUCGUCCAGGUCAAGCUCUAGACGCGGAAGGCGGGACACACGAUCUGGUUCUGAUGUCGGGCAUAACACCGAGGUUGCACAAAUCGAUUGCAAGGGAAUCAUUUUCGACGCCCUCGAGUCCGUCGUCAAGAAUGUCACCGCAGAGCGUAAUAUGAAGGAGGAUUUAAAGCAAAUAUCCCAUGAGGACAAGAAAUCGAGCCGUGAUACCCUUACUAGGACAGCAACCGAUUCCUCUUUAAAAGAGGGUAUUCGGCGAUGGCUAUCGGAAGUAGAGUGAGUGAGAUUUUCUUCUCUCAGUUGUGGUCGGUAGAUCUCUCUUUUCUAUUGUUCUAGAGUCCAGACUCCCUUCUUGCGUCUUAUGGCGCGACGAUAGCUUUCGAGCACGUCA